This is a messenger RNA of Medioppia subpectinata, 1395 nucleotides long. NCBI's taxonomy places the organism in Eukaryota, Metazoa, Arthropoda, Arachnida, Sarcoptiformes, Oppiidae. The record is from the annotation of a GenBank genome assembly.
AUGGACGAAGUGUUAGACAUCGCUCUAUUGGGCGCCAACGAGACACACAUCGCGAUCGCCACAAACAGCCCUAAUAUCAAGAUUUUUGAGUUAAAAACAUUAAACUGUUAUCUAUUGAAAGGACACACAGAUAUCGUACUAUCGCUGGAGACAUACCCAUCAGACCCGCUGACACUCGUCAGCUCAUCCAAAGACAACGUGAUCAGAGUGUGGAAGUUUGACGAGACAUUAUCAUCAGCCGUUUGCCAGUACUACGGCUCGGGUCACACGCAUUCGGUCACUGCCAUAGCUGUGCCGUAUCUCAAGAACCAAUUCAUUGUCAGCGGCAGCGAAGACACCACUUUAAAGAUAUGGAAGAUUCCCAAGAAAUUGCCCGACGAUUGCGGCGAUAAUAAAGCGAUCGCUUUGUCCGCCAAACAUACACAACGAGCCCACGAAAAGGUGAUCAAUGCGGUGGCGCUGUCACCGAACGACCAGUUGAUUGCCAGCGGUUCUCAAGACAAGACAGCGAAGAUAUGGGCGACCGAUGGCCUGCGACUAUUGGGCACAAUGCGCGGUCACCGCAAAAGUAUUUGGUGCGUAAAGUUCUCACCCGUGGAUCAAGUGUUGGCCACGUCGUCAGCGGACGCCACUAUCAAGAUCUGGGCUCUCGUGGACUACAGCUGUCUGAAGACGUUUGAAGGACACGACACGUCUGUAUUGAAGGUACUGUUCAUCGAUCGCGGAAUGCAAAUGAUCUCCAGCGGCAGCGACGGUAACGUCAAGAUCUGGAACAUCAAAGACAACGAAUGCGUUAAGACAUUGGACGCUCACGCGGACAAAGUGUGGGCACUGGCGCUAACGCAACAGCACUCAGCCAAUGGCCGCACUCUCUUGAUCACCGGGAGCUCCGAUUCGGCGGUCUUUAUCUGGGAGGACGUGACCGCCGAUGAACGCGAAGAGACGGCCGCCAAACACGAGCUGCAGAUAGAAAGCGAACAAAAUUUGUUGAAUUAUAUCCAGAAGAAGAAGUGGUCGAAAGCGCUGACCAUUGCUGUACGACUGGAUCAGCCGUACCGCGCCUUAAGCAUAAUGAAAGAGAUUCUACUGGACUCUGAAGGAGCCGACAAAGUGGCCGAAGUGUUGUCCCGUUUACGCGAAGAUCAGUUGCUGUCGCUGUUGGAGUACGCGAUCGUAUGGAAUACUAAUAGUAGGCAUUAUAUCGUCGCUCAGUGUGUCCUCCGAGCGGUUGUCCGCCAAAUACCGCCCAAAGAACUGCUGAAAACACCAGAACUGAAGGCCAAAGUGGAGAAACUAUUGCCGUACAGCGAGAGACACAUGAGUCGCUUGACUCGUCUCCAACAGUCCGUCACUUUUGUGGACUAUAUUUGGGAGAGAAUUAAAUUACCGGAAAUG